Trichechus manatus latirostris (Florida manatee) is the source of this 2155-nucleotide messenger RNA. It is a transcript of the gene CUNH1orf159, whose product is annotated as chromosome unknown C1orf159 homolog. The coding region runs from base 23 to 643 and encodes 206 amino acids. NCBI's taxonomy places the organism in Eukaryota, Metazoa, Chordata, Mammalia, Sirenia, Trichechidae. The transcript is spliced from 9 exons. The record is from RefSeq and is a predicted model, not a curated record.
AGAGGAACCGAAGGGCGCUGGGAUGCUGUGUCAGGACAUGGCGCUCCCUCAUGUCAUCCUCCUGGCAGGAGUCCUGGUGGAAGUCGCUGGCACAUCCACAGAAAGUGUGGUCCAGCAGCCCGAGUGUUGUGUGGAGGUGGCAGAUGCCAAUGCCACCUGCCCCGGCACAGGCCUGUGCGGUCCAGGCUGCUACCGGCACAGAGCCGAGAACGGGAGCAUCAGCUGCCUCCAAUGCCACAACACCACCUUCCCAGCCACCACCACGAACAGUUCCAGGUGCAGAAGCCCCUCCGGCCGGGGCGGUCCCUUCCCCAUGAACAGGAGCACAGGGACACCUGGGCUGCCAGGUUCUGGGGGCCCCUGGGUGGUCGCCUCGCUCUUCUUGGGGACACUGUUCAUCAGCUCCAGCCUCAUCCUCACCGUGGCCGUGUUCUUCUACCUCAAGCGUGCCAGUAAGCUCCCUGACGUCUGCUAUGGAAGGAACAAAGUCCCAGCCCUGCAGCCCAGUGAAGCCGCUGCGAUGAUCCCCCCGCCACAGUCCUCAGUGCGGAAGCCGCGCUAUGUGAGGCACGAGCGGCCCCCUGACAGGCCCGCUGGCACCUCAGCCAUCCCCUCAGUAGAAGCCCGAGUCAGCAGUGUCUAAACCGGGGGCCAGCCUUCGACUGGACCAGGACAAGCCCUGAAGCCUGAGAGGGCCUGGACUGCACCCUGUGCCCUGUGCACAGAACUGGCAUGGCCAGCCAGGCCCGGCCCUCAUCCACCUCUCGGCAGCAGACGCCACGAGAGAAACCGGUUGUGCCCAGCUCCCCGGAGUCUGUCUUUCCCAACCACUGCUCCUCAGCUGGAAUGACCAGGAGUAGGCACUGCUAUGAUGGAAAGAUUUCAGUCUGGAGGCCGGAGAAAGGCCAUCUGGGCAGCGGGCGUGUGAGCCCCGGGAGGAUAGUCAGAGGGACGCAGGCCAGCGAGGUCCAGGGCCAUCCAGCAGGGGGCAGCUCCAAGCCAGCUGAGGGGCUGGAGUUGGUGGUGGGCAGGCCCUCCCUCCCCCUACACUGUCCCUACUCUCAGCCUGGCCACCAGACUGUCCCAUACCCGGGUGCCUCAUUUGUACCCCAAGGGGCAUGAACUCCCAUUCCAACCUCGCUCUGAGGAGUGAGGCCCCAGCCUUGCCAGCCCUGGCUGCCAGAGAGGGAUGGGGCCCAGGGGACAGUUAGAUGCUACAACACAGAGAAUCGGCGUGAUGCUUCCUCUGCCCUUCAGCAGACAUGCGUUUUAUAGAAAUGUCUUACCACAAGGUGUGUCGCAUCCCCUCCCUCUGCUCCCCACCCGCCACCCCACCUCGGGCAUCUGCCUGGGACAAGGGCAGGUAGAGUGACCCCACCUCGGCAUCCCCAUGCCUGAAAUCCCAUGGCCGUGUUUGCUGUGUCCACUAUGUGGACUGCGCCUGGUUUCCUGGACUCUCCCUGGGCAGAGUGAAUAGGCGCCUUCUGGGAGAGGCAGCGUGGGGCUGGCCUCUGAGGGCCUGUGAUGGCCAGCGGUCCUUGUCCUGGUGGAUCCCCAUCCUGGUGGUGAGUCCCUGUCCUGGGGGAAUGGGUGGCAAACAGCCUGCUGGGCCCUGGUGGAGAAGCCUGAUCUCUGGGCCCUAGGGCUCUCUGGUCACCUCAAAGCCGGCACUACGGGUCUGGAGACAUUUGGUGUCCCCCAGCGUCAGAGUCCUCCGCACUGUGACACCCAUCUAGAGAGUUUUAUUUUUAUACUGUCUACUUUGAUACUUGCUAGUUUCCCAAGACUCAAACUGUGGGUCGUGCGGGUGCAGAGAAUGGGCAUGUCAUUUUAAAACUGGUGUCAAAGCUAUUUGGAGCUUUUCUGUCCUCUUUAAAUGAGGGGGUUUGUUGCUGUUGUUAGUUGCUGUCAAGUCUGUUCCAACUCAUGGUGGUGAAAAUGGUUAAGUGCUGAACUACUAGCUGAAAGGUUCAUGAUUUGAACCACCCAGAGACGCCUCGGAAGACAGGCCUGGCGAUCUGCUUCCCAAAGCUCACAGCCUUGAAAACCCUGCGGAGCAGUUCUACUCGGUGCACACAGGGUUACCGUGAAAUGAGGGAGAGUGAGGCCUGGAAACCCCUGGCCCAGCCCCAGUCCUGCCCACCACCCAGGGAUC